Messenger RNA from Salvelinus sp. IW2-2015, 1916 nucleotides. RefSeq names its product butyrophilin subfamily 1 member A1. NCBI's taxonomy places the organism in Eukaryota, Metazoa, Chordata, Actinopteri, Salmoniformes, Salmonidae. Gene Ontology annotation, cellular component: cytoplasm. Gene Ontology annotation, biological process: protein ubiquitination. Gene Ontology annotation, molecular function: ubiquitin protein ligase activity; protein binding. The record is from RefSeq and is a predicted model, not a curated record.
GUCCCCAGGAUCUCCAUGAGGAAGCACCACAGAGUGUUCAUCCAGCUCAGCUGYAGYUCAGAGAACUGGUACCCAGAGCCUGACAUGUUGUGGACAGACAGCAGUGGGAAGGAGAUCACCUCAGCAGAGACAGAGAGACCCAAACAGAAGGAGGGGGGUGUCCUGUACUCCAUAACCAGUCACAUGAGAGUAGGGAUGGACCAACUGGAGGGGGUCACAUGUGUGGUGAUGUCACAGUACCAGGGAACCAAGAUGGAGUCUAAACUGCAGAUGACUGAGGAAUUCUACAUGAGCAGUCUGCCUGACAGGGUGUACAUCUCUGCAUUUAUGAUUCCUGUGUUUCUGGGACUGCUGUGUAUCACUGCAUCUGUUUUCUCCGUAUUCCAUCAGAGACGAGUUGUUCGAGAAACACUGAAGCCUUUGGAUGAUAUGAAUAAAAAAAUUAAAGAUAUGGAUCAAGAGCUCACCAAAAUGACAGAGGAACUCAGUUAUAAGGAUAAGUUAAUGGGAAUUACUGAAACAAUCCCAGACUCUGUUUGGAGCUUGAUGGUUGAUCAUGCAGUGGAUGUGACUUUCGACCCUGACACUGCACAUCUCAGACUCUCUUUAUCUGAUGAUAACAAAUCUCUCAAAUUUGGAGAAUUAAAAGAAAAAAAAGAUUGUGAGAAUUUCAAAGAAAAAGGCAAAGGAAGCAGCAGCAUGAAGUUUAAAGAGGAACACAAAGAAGAAGACACAGGGCGGUUUGGAGGAAAACCUACAGAACAAAGUAUGUUAAAUAUUUCAGGAAAAGACAAAGACAUGAAAACUGGAUUCUUUAACAGGAUGAUGAAAAAAGGACAAAACAAAGAAGGUACUCUGAAGGUUGAGGAAGUACGCAAAGAAGAGGCCACUGAGAAAUUAGAAGAAAAAUGCAAAGGAACUAAAAUUAAGUUUAAUCAAAAUACGUGUGUCUUGGGAAUGGAAGGAUAUGACAAAGGUACACAUUACUGGGAGGUUGACCUGGGGAAGAAGAGCCAGUGGAGUGUUGGGAUCGCUCAGGACACAGAGAAGAGAGACAACAUCCAAAUGUAUCCAGACACUGGCUUCUGGAGCGUAUGUUACAAAGAUGGAGAACUGAAAACAGUUGAACAGUCUCCCACUUCCCUUCCCAUUGAACUGAAACCUGAGAAGCUGGGAGUUUUAGUGGACUAUGAGAGGGGACAGAUAACAUUUUUCAACGUGGAGAAGAAAUGCCACAUCCACUCCUUCUAUGGCAAGUUUUCUAAGAAACUCUAUCCGUUCUUUGGUCCUUUGAUUGAUUGUAAAGAGGAACUCAAAAUCUCACCUGUGGUACAAAGAGACAAACCCUCAACCUCUGAGAACUGUUAGUGUAAAUAACGGAAGAUGACAAAGUCAUUGAAUAGAAAAAGGUAUUUCGAACCCAAAGCUUAUUAUAUACACUUAAAUUUAAGAUGAAAAUGUAAAUCCUAAAAUGUCAAAGACACCUUAAUCUUUUGUCUUGCCCAUUCACCAUCUGAAUGGAACACAUACACAAUCCAUGUCUUAAUUGUCUUAGGCUAAAGAAGGAUUUUUAAGCCUUUUCUCCCUCUUUCAUCUAAACUGGUUUAACAGGUGUCAUCAAUAAGGGAUUAUAGCUUCACCUGGAUUCACCUGGUCAGUCUAUGUCAUGGAAAGAGCAGGUGUUCCUAAUGUUUUGUACACUCAGUGUUAAUCUAUUUAAAUGUAAAGUCUUAGUUUUAAUUACAAUAUGUAUGACAGUAUAGAAUAAUUGACUCACUCACUGUAAUUAUGUGUAGUUUUGUAAUAUUCUGUUUAAAAAAAGCUUUUCACUCACAUUUUUACAAAAUCUGUAAAAAUGUAAACAGUUUUGUGACAAUAAUAAAAGGCAUUUUAAUAAAAAUGCGUCAUGAAAAGUA